AACACUCCGGCAAAAACGUAUUUAAAGGCGAGUACUUUUUUUGUAUCUAGCAGUUAAGUUAACAUCAUUCACUUGAAAAAGAAAAUGAAAAUGCUUCUCUUGUCGUGGACGGUCCUUUUGGUUUUCUGGUUAUCUCCUAUCAGCACCGACGCACAAAAUCUGAAUUUUGUAUGUUACUUCCCUAACUGGUCACGAUAUCGUACAGGCCUUGGUCAAUUUACUGUGGACAACAUCAAUCCUAAACUAUGCACCCAUUUGGUGUACGCUUUUGCCAUCCUGGACGGGGCAACCAACACCAUAAAAGCGUAUGAUACCUGGUCAGACAUCGAUCUCGGCGGCUACCAGAAGUUUGUUGCCCUCAAGACCCAGAACUCCAAGCUGAAAACUAUGAUCGCCAUAGGAGGUUGGAACGAUUCGAACGAUGGCACUGGCAAGUAUUCCAGGCUGGUGGCCAGCUCUACCAGCAUCAAUGCAUUUGUCAAGUCAGCUGUGGCUUUCCUUCAACUAUACAAGUUCGAUGGCUUGGAUUUGGAUUGGGAAUAUCCGUCGACUGCGGCUGACAAAGCUGGCUUUACUAACUUAAUCGUAGCUCUAAAAAAUGCCUUUUCACCAUAUGGUUUCUUGCUAAGUGCGGCCGUUUCUGCCUCAUCCAUCGAUGCCGGGUACGAUGUUCCCCAGAUGAGCCAAAAUUUAAAUUUCAUCAAUUUGAUGUCGUAUGAUUUUCAUGGAUCUUCCUGGGAGCCAACGGUAGCCGAUCAUCACGCUCCCCUUCGCAAGCGUUCAACGGAUGCGAUCAAUUUCAACGCUGAUUUUGCUGUUACCAAUUGGAUUAGUAAAGGUAUGCCCGCUGCAAAAAUCAAUAUGGGUAUGCCUCUUUACGGAAUGAGUUGGCAACUUACCUCCUCCGCAAUUGCACCACCGGCGCCCGCCUCUGGUGGUGGAGCCGCCGGUCCCUACACUGGGACGCCUGGAUUCAUGGCUUACUACGAAAUCUGCAGUGCUGUUCGCUCCAACGGUUGGCAAGUGGUCCAAGAUCCCACUCAAGCAAUCGGUCCCUAUGCUGUUUCGCCGACCAGUCCCAAAACUUGGGUUGGUUAUGAUGAUCCAGCGAUGGCCGUCAUCAAAUCCAAAUACAUUUUGUCUAAAGGAUUGGGUGGAGGAAUGGUAUGGGACAUCAGUAUGGAUGACUUCCAAAACACUUGCCUCGCUGGAGCCAACCCAAUCAUGACGGCAAUCUCCAAUACUCUUAACGCUACGUUAACCAUCUCUACUACACCAGCACCACUGUCAACAACGACGACAGCUUCAGCGAUAACUACACCAACUUCAACGACAACUCAACCAGCUUCAACAACAACCAAACCAGCUUCAACGACAACCAAACCAUCUGGAACUUUCGUCUGUCCUAGCGCUAGUGGACUGUUUCCGGAUCCAGCCUCUUGCUCCAAGUUCUAUUCAUGUGCCAACGGAAUGGCAUACAACAUGACGUGUGGUGCUGGAUUAUACUUUAAUCCUAAAUGGACGGUUUGUGACUGGCCAGCUAACGUCAACUGUGUCAUUAGCGGUUUGAAAACGAGAAUGAAACUGCUCCUGUUGUCAUGGGCAAUCCUUUUGGCUUUCGUGUCGUCUCCUAUCGAUGCACAAAGUUCGAACUUCAUCUGUUACUUCCCUAACUGGUCACGAUAUCGUACAGGACUCGGUCAGUACACUGUGGACAACAUCGAUCCUAAACUAUGCACCCAUUUGGUGUACGCUUUUGCCGUCCUGGAUGAAACUACCUACAAAAUAAAGGUGUUUGAUAGCUGGGCAGACAUUGAUCUCGGCGGCUAUCAGAAGUUUGUCGCUCUCAAGACCCAGAACUCCAAGCUGAAAACUAUGAUCGCCAUAGGAGGUUGGAACGAUUCGAACGAUGGCACUGGCAAGUAUUCAAAGUUGGUGGCCAGCUCGACCAACAUCAAUACAUUUGUCAACUCGGCUGUGGCUUUCCUACAAUUAUACAAGUUCGAUGGCUUGGAUUUGGAUUGGGAAUAUCCUUCGACUGCGGCUGACAAAGUUGGCUUUGCUAACUUAAUCGUAGCCCUGAAGAAUGCCUUCUUGCCAUUCGGUUUCUUGUUAAGUGCUGCAGUACCGGCGUCACAGUUCACCAUCGAUGCUGGUUACGAUGUUCCCCAGAUGAGCCAACAUUUAAAUUUCAUCAACUUGAUGUCGUAUGAUUUUCAUGGCGCUUCCUGGGAGCCAACCGUAGCUGACCAUCACUCUCCUCUUCGCAAGCGUCCAACGGACCCGAGCAAUUUCAACUCCGAUUUUGCUGUCAACUAUUGGAUUACUAAAGGUAUGCCCGCUUCCAAAAUCAAUAUGGGCAUACCUGUUUACGGAAUGAGUUGGAAACUUUCCUCCACCAACAUCGCCCCACCGGCGCCCGCCUCCGGUGCUGGAGUCGCUGGUCCCUACACUGGGACGCCUGGUUUCAUGGCUUACUACGAAAUCUGCAGUGCUGUUCGCUCCAACGGUUGGCAAGUGGUCCAAGAUCCCACUCAAGCAAUCGGUCCCUAUGCUGUUUCGCCGACCAGUCCCAAAACUUGGGUUGGUUACGAUGAUCCGGCCAUGGCCAUCGUCAAAUCCAAUUACAUUUUAUCAAAAGGAUUGGGUGGAGGAAUGGUAUGGGACAUUAGUAUGGAUGACUUUCGAAACACAUGCCUCGCUGGAACCAACCCAAUCCUGACGGGAAUCUCAAAUACCCUUAACGCUUCGUUAACCAUUUCUACUACAUCAUCAAGUUUUUCAACAAUAAAGCCAGCCGUCACGACAACAAAACCAGCUUCAACAACAACAAAACCAGCUUCAACGACAACUCAACCAGCUCCAACGACAACUAAACCAGCUUCAACAACAACUAAAUCACCUGGAACUUUCGUUUGUCCAAGCCCAAAUGGAUUGUUUCCGGAUCCAGCCUCUUGCGCCAGCUUCUAUAAUUGCGGUCAUGGAAUCGCAUAUUUAACGCAGUGCAGUGCUGGGACAUAUUUUAAUCCCACCAUGUUGUAUUGCGACUGGCCAUACAAUGUCAACUGUGUCAUUAGCGGUUAGACGAGAAUGUAUGACAAGCCUCACGAUAAAGCUUCUAAAAUCGUUUUGAUGUGCAGCUGCAAGCGUCAAUAAUUUAUGUUUUCAAUACACGCAAAAGAGCAUUCAAA
Molecule: messenger RNA, 3191 nt
Organism: Daphnia magna
Lineage: Eukaryota; Metazoa; Arthropoda; Branchiopoda; Diplostraca; Daphniidae
Product: probable chitinase 10
Exons: 8
Coding region: 85-3084 (999 amino acids)
Biological process (GO): chitin catabolic process; carbohydrate metabolic process
Cellular component (GO): extracellular region
Molecular function (GO): chitinase activity; chitin binding
Source: RefSeq, a predicted model, not a curated record